CCAGGCUUGCGCUGCGAGGGCCCCUUCUUGAGGACAGGAUGAGAGAGGUUCGAUCGUUCCCGGCUGUCCCCUCCCGGGAGGGACAUGACUCCAUCAGGGUUCGCAGGCCCCCACAGCCUCAGCCUCCUGAGUGGCCCCGCGGCCAGCCUCUUCGUCUUUAGUCACCGUUGUGCUUUCCUCGCCACGUUGGAGCGUUGGAAAUAUCUUCGGACUCUCAGUGCGUUGGUAGUAAGGGGACGCACUGUCAACAACAGACGCCACAGCGCUCUUGGCUGCGAAUCCAUCCUCGCUUCCCUGGGUUCGGUUUUGUUGGCCAAAGGCUCCACUUCAGCUUUACACCUGUACAUUCAGCCAAAUCCCACUCCACCAAGCUCUACUCCAGGAAGUGAAAAUGUGCUGCCUCGAGAGCCUCUGAUUGCCACAGCAGUGAAGUUUCUACAGAAUUCCCGGGUCCGCCAGAGCCCACUUGCAACCAGGAGAUCAUUCCUCAAGAAGAAAGGGCUGACAGAUGAAGAGAUUGAUGUGGCUUUCCAGCAGUCGGGCACUGCUGUCGACGAGCCAUCGUCUUUGGGCCCAGCCACACAGGUGGUUCCUGUCCAGCCCCCUCACCUCACUUCGCAGCCAUACAGCCCUGCAGGUUCCCGAUGGCGAGACUAUGGCGCCUUGGCUGUCAUCAUGGCAGGAAUUGCAUUUGGCUUUCACCAGCUCUACAAGAAAUACCUGCUCCCCCUCAUCCUGGGUGGCCGAGAGGACAGGAAGCAGCUGGAGCGGAUGGAGGCCAGUCUCUCCGAGCUGAGUGGCAGCGUGGCCCAGACAGUGACUCAGUUGCAGACGACUCUGGCCUCAGUGCAGGAGCUGCUGAUCCAGCAGCAGCAGAAGGUGCAGGAGCUUGCCCACGAGCUGGCUUCCGCCAAGGCCACCACGUCUACCAACUGGAUCCUCGAGUCCCAGAAUAUCAACGAACUCAAGUCGGAAAUUAACUCCCUGAAAGGGCUUCUUUUAAAUCGGAGGCAGUUCCCGCCAUCACCGUCAGCCCCGAAGAUCCCCUCCUGGCAGAUCCCGGUCAAGUCACCGUCCCCUUCUAGCCCCGCGGCCGUGAACCACCACAGCAGCAGCGACAUCUCGCCCGUCAGCAAUGAGUCCACGUCAUCCUCACCUGGGAAGGAGAGCCACAGCCCCGAGGGCUCCACGGUCACCUACCACCUGCUGGGCCCCCAGGAGGAAGGCGCGGGCGUGGUGGACGUCAAGGGCCAGGUGAGGAUGGAGGUGCAGGGCGAGGAGGACGAGGACGACGACGUGAGCCGCGUGGACGAGGAGGACUGCCUGGGGGUGCAGAGGGAGGACCGGAGGGGUGGGGACGGGCAGAUCAACGAGCAGGUGGAGAAGCUGCGGCGGCCCGAGGGCGCCAGCACCGAGGGCGAGCGGGACUAGGGGCGUCGCCCCACCCGUAGGCACAGGGCUCAGCCCUGCUCCUGUGGCUCUGGGAGGGUGGCAUGGAGCCCAAGAAGGGGACAGCACCGUCAGCUGCGCUGCGGCCC
Messenger RNA from Galeopterus variegatus (Sunda flying lemur), 1538 nucleotides. It is a transcript of the gene PEX14, whose product is annotated as peroxisomal biogenesis factor 14. The transcript has 9 exons. The record is from RefSeq and is a predicted model, not a curated record. Lineage: Eukaryota; Metazoa; Chordata; Mammalia; Dermoptera; Cynocephalidae. Gene Ontology annotation, cellular component: peroxisomal importomer complex; peroxisomal membrane. Gene Ontology annotation, biological process: protein import into peroxisome matrix, docking. Gene Ontology annotation, molecular function: signaling receptor binding. The coding region runs from base 85 to 1431 and encodes 448 amino acids.